AUAUUAUGAUGGUGAAUGAAUGACCAAUCCGGGGCGGUGUUUGGGAUUCAUAUAAAUAUUGGCGGCAUUGCUUACCAAGUCACAGUUCAUCUGCUUCUCUCAGCAGUUCAGUGUAGUGUUCUUCAACAUUCAAGUUUGAUAAGUUUCAACAAGAACUUUUAGCAUGAUUCGUAUAAAGUUACAGAUUUUCGCAGUAGCUCUUCUCGCUCUCUCUGUUUUGGCAGAGGAGAAGAAAGCCGAGAAGAGAGGAGUUCUGAGCGGACUCCAUGGAGCUAACAGCAUUGGAGGAGGAAGUUACGGAGGAGGAGGAUUUGGCGGAGGUUACUCCGGGGGUCACGGAGGAGGUUACAGUCUGGGAGGAGGAGUGAGCAGUUUCGGAGGAGGUCAUGGAUUCUCAGGAGGUUUGGGAGGAGGAUUGGGAGGUAUCGCUUAUAGCGGACAUGGAGGAGGAGGUUCAGGAUUUGGAGGAGGUUCAGGAUUCGGAGGAGGACUCGGAGGUGGUCUAGGAGGAGGACUAGGAGGAGGACUAGGAGGAGGAUUAGGAGGAGGCUUAGGAGGCGGUGCCAUCACCGUGAACACAGUCUCCCAACCAGUACCAGUUCCAGUUCCCCAACCAGUCCCCGUCACAGUUACCCGCACAGUUCCCGUGCCACAACCCUACCCAGUACCCGUAUCUGUUCCGAGACCAGUAGCCGUUCCAGUUCCUCAGCCAUACCCGGUCACUGUUAACCGUCCAUACCCAGUUCCCGUUGAACGUCCCUACCCCGUCAGAGUUCCCCACCCAGUACCCGUUCCAGUUCCUCACCCUGUUCCAGUGUCAGUUCCCCAGCCGUACCCAGUAACCGUUAACCGACCAGUUCCCGUAUCAGUUCCUCAGCCGAUUGUGGUUCCUCAACCAGUUCCAGUGGUGGUGUCUUCGGGAGGCGCUGGAGGUGCUGGAGGUUUCUCAAGUGGAUUUGGAGGCGGACUUGGAGGCGGACUAGGAGGUGGACUUGGAGGCGGACUUGGGGGUGGUCACGGACUUGGAAGCGGACUUGGAUCUGGUCUGCUCUCUGGCGGACACGGUGGAAGCUACAGCAGUGGAGCUCUCCUCUCCGGAUAUGGAGGUGGUUAUGGAGGAUACUCAGGUGCUCUAUCCGGUGGACACGGAGGAUACUCGGGUGGUCUCUCAAGUGGACUCGGAGGAUACUCAGGUGCUCUAUCCGGUGGACACGGAGGAUACUCAGGUGGCCUAUCCAGUGGACAUGGAGGGUACGUAAGCAGCAGUCUGGGAUCCUAUGGAUCAGGAUCCUAUGGAUCAGGAUCUUAUGGAGGAUCCAAGGGCUACUCAAGUGGAGGUCACGGAGGAGCGACUUCCUACUCGUCGACUACCUUUGGGCAUGGUGGUAGCAGCGGAAGUGGAUACGCUUCCGGUUUCAAGGGAUAUCACUAAGUUCCACUACUUGGAUGAGACUGGAAGACCUCGCAAAGCAUCUCAGCACUCGCAUCAAUCAUCACCAUGAUACUCAUCAUUACCAUUACAUUAUCAUCAUACCAUUAAGUCACGUUUGAUCGAUUCAAGUCAAAUUUGUAAACUUUAUAAUCUAGUUUGUAUGUUUUUUAUAUGGAAUAAACUAUUUUUCACAAAAUA
Nilaparvata lugens (brown planthopper) is the source of this 1630-nucleotide messenger RNA. Its product is annotated as glycine-rich cell wall structural protein-like. Lineage: Eukaryota; Metazoa; Arthropoda; Insecta; Hemiptera; Delphacidae. The transcript has 4 exons. The record is from RefSeq and is a predicted model, not a curated record. Bases 164 to 1432 code for a protein of 422 amino acids.